CAAAGGAGGAAAAAUGAAAAGAGGGUUUGGAAAAAAAGAGAGAAAAACGAAAACGAGACAGAAACCAGACCUCUCCGUACCGAUACCAGAAACAGCAGCACCCCCUCAUCACAACUACAAAAUCCCAGAUUUUCCAAACGUUCAUCCAAAGACCAUAUUUAAAAACCGAGAAAAAAGAGCAUUUGCAAUUCCGAUAUCUCUCUUCAAAAUCCCUCUUUUUUUUUUUUUUUUUCAAUCUCUGUCUCUCUCAUUCAUCAUCUGAGCGGCAUUCGCGCUUCCGAUCGAGUUCAAAACCCUAGCUGUGAUGUGUUUUUUGCGAACUAAUCGAUAUCUAUGGCUUUUGGAAGGAUCCGAUUCUCUGAACUGACGGUGGUGGUGAGUGCUCGUCCACCCCUCUGGAAAUCAAAUCUCAGUCUGAAAGUUGGUUUCUUGCUGAAUGCACUUGACGAGAAAGCUUCAUCGGGGCCCAACGACUUAUCCUUGCCUUGAUUGCUGAAAAGGGCAUGUGAUAUGGAUGACGGCGGGCAGCGGGAAAAUGGGAGACAUAAAGCGGAUCAAUACAAAGGGGUCCAUCAUCAGUGGAUCCCCCAACAUCAGAUGAAGGACCCCCAUAGCCUGAAAAUUCUUGCCCUCGCUGCCGAGAGGGAUGCGGCAAUCCAGGAACGGAAUUUAGCCAUUGCCGAGAAGAAGGCGGCCUUGGCUGAACGAGACAUGGCGAUCUUGCAGCGUGAUGCCGCUCUUGCUGAGCGGAACAAUGCCUUGAUGGAACGCGAUUCUGCCAUUGGUGCCCUUGAGUAUGCCCGGGAAAAUGCCAUGAAUGGCAGUGGGCCAGCAACCUGCCCUCCAGGGUGUGGGCUCCCACGUGGAACUAAGCAUGUCCACCACCCACAGCAUAUGGCUGAUGCUCAUUACCACCCAAGAGAGAUGCAUAUAAGCAGUGAGGCCUACCCGAUCUCGGCAGCUACUGAUGAGGCCAUCAAACCUCGGCGGGCCAAACGUCCGAGGAAGGAGACGAAGGGCCAAUUCACGACCAAGAAGACAUCAAAAGCAAGGAAAGGUAAGAGAGGGGGUGAAGACUUGAACAAGCAAGUCCCUGGAGCCAAGCAGCUCGAUUGGAAGGGUCAGGAGCUGACUGGUGGUGAGGAUCUGAACAAGCAGCUCUCGGUGACGAAGCAUGAAUGGAAGGAUCAGGACCUGGGUUUGAACCAAGUGAACUUUGACGACUCGACCAUGCCGGUGCCAGUUUGCUCGUGCACCGGCCUCCCACAACAAUGCUACAAGUGGGGGAAUGGAGGGUGGCAAUCUGCUUGCUGCACGACCACUAUGUCCAUGUAUCCGCUGCCGGUCAUGCCCAACAAGCGUCAUGCCCGUGUGGGUGGCCGGAAGAUGAGUGGCAGUGCCUUCACCAAGCUGCUCAGCAGGCUAGCGGCAGAGGGCCACGAUUUGUCGACCCCUCUGGACCUUAAGGACCACUGGGCCAAGCACGGUACCAAUCGCUAUAUCACCAUCAAGUGACCAACACACCUAUGUGUUUCCACCUCAAAAUCACACAAGGCUGUUGCCAAAGUGUUCUGGUGAUGUUCUGGUCAGGGGUCUUGUAUCUUUGUAGUUAUUAUGAAAGAAAAGAUGCAAGUUGUUUGUUGUGGGGAGGGGGGUUGCAUGUAAGUGGCUUUCAUUUCUUUUUUAUGUGGGAUUUUUGGCUUCUUAGUGGGGAAAUGGGGCUUUGCAGCGAACAUGAGAGCUGCUGGUGAAGAAAUGGAGAAGGGUUAUGGAUGGGUUUAGCUCUCAGUUGCUUACAUUGAAAUGGACCCUUGAAAUGUGAAUCGUUACUCAAAAUAUCCUUAGGGAAGGGUUAAAAAAAAAGUUAGUAAAAAAGAAAAAAGAAAAAACACAGGGUGAACCCGCUCUUUAUAAAAUGCGGUGCUACAGAGUUGUACUUGAUGUGUACAUAUUUCCUAUUUAUGUAACAGGGCUAGGUUUUAGUGCUGGAAAUUAUUGGAACUGCUUCAAAUGAACUAAGACGAGCUUUUGCUGUUAUGAUCGUUGUUUUAUACUGAUUUCAUCAGGAUGAUUGUUGGUUU
Magnolia sinica is the source of this 2081-nucleotide messenger RNA. RefSeq names its product barley B recombinant-like protein D. Gene Ontology annotation, biological process: response to ethylene. The coding region runs from base 511 to 1515 and encodes 334 amino acids. The transcript has 4 exons. Gene Ontology annotation, molecular function: sequence-specific DNA binding; DNA-binding transcription factor activity. Gene Ontology annotation, cellular component: nucleus. Lineage: Eukaryota; Viridiplantae; Streptophyta; Magnoliopsida; Magnoliales; Magnoliaceae. The record is from RefSeq and is a predicted model, not a curated record.